Oncorhynchus kisutch (coho salmon) is the source of this 3959-nucleotide messenger RNA. RefSeq names its product vacuolar protein sorting-associated protein 4B. The record is from RefSeq and is a predicted model, not a curated record. Bases 1477 to 2694 code for a protein of 405 amino acids. Gene Ontology annotation, molecular function: ATP hydrolysis activity; ATP binding. The transcript is spliced from 11 exons. NCBI's taxonomy places the organism in Eukaryota, Metazoa, Chordata, Actinopteri, Salmoniformes, Salmonidae. Gene Ontology annotation, biological process: vacuole organization; endosomal transport.
GUUGCUGUCACGUGUACAUCCAUAGGCGGAAGUGACACUCGACAUCUUGAUGCGGAAGAGAUUCCGAACAAUUGAAGAUUUCACCAAAAUGAUAACAAAACACUAACCAGAGCUAAUAACGUCGUGUUGUAGCUAAUUGUACGUUGAUCUAUUGAGACUAGAGUAAAGUUUUAUUUUGGCAAUUGUACGUAUCCAGCAACCAUGGCUAAUAACAAUUUACAGAAAGCCAUAGAUCUUGCAAGCAAGGCUGCAGAGGAGGACAAAGCUAAAAACUAUGAGGAAGCUCUCCGGUUGUACCAGCAUUCUAUUCAGUACUUCCUUCAUGUUGUGAAGUCUGGUAGGAGUGGAACCCUCUGUGGUGGUCUGCUGCAAUGGCCCAUCCGUGACAAAGAUUGACGAGUUGUGCGUUCCGAGAUGCCGCCAGAGACUGCACACCACUUUUGCACUGUGCUGUUAUUUGUCUGUUUGUGGCCCUCCUGUUAGCUUGCACAAUUCUUGCCAUUCUCCUUCAACCUCUCUCAUCAACAAGCUGUUUUAGCCCACAGGACUGCCACUGGAUGUUUUCUGUUUGUCGCACUAUUCUCGGUUAACCCGCACUGUCGUGCGUGAAAAGCCCAGCAGGGCAGUCGUUUCUGAAAUGCUGGGUCCGGCACGCCUAACACCGAUGAUCAUACACCGAUAACACCAUGCUGAAAGUUCCUUAGAUCACUAGUUUUGCCCAUUCUUUUUAUUAAAAUUUUACCCCCUUUUCUCCCCGAUUUCGUGGUAUCCAAUUGUUAGUAGUUACUAUCUUGUCUCAUCGCUACAACUCCCGUACGGGCACGGGAGAGACGAAGGUCGAAAGCCAUGCGUCCUCCGAAACACAAUCCAACCAAGCCGCACUGCUUAUUAACACAGCGCGCAUCCAACCCGGAAGCCAGCUGCACCAAUGUGUUGGAGGAAGCACCGUGCACCUGGCGACCUGGUUAGUGUGCACUGCGGACGGCCCGCCACAGGAGUCGCUAGUGCGUGAUGAGAUAAGGAUAUCCCUACCGGCCAAACCCUCCCUAACCCGGACGAUUGCGCGUCGCCCCACGGACCUCCCGGUCGCGGCCAGCUGUGACAGAGCCUGGGCGCGAACCCAGAGUCUCUGGCACAGCUAGUACUGCGCCACCCGGGAGGCCCAGUUUUUCCCAUUCUAACAUUCAAUCAAACUAACUGAAUGCCUCAAUGCAUGUCUGCCUGCUUUAUAUAGAAAGCCACAACAAUCAAUGUCUGUAGGAGCAAACCAUUUUUGUGAAUGGGGUGGUGAACCUAAUAAACUGGCCGGUGAGUGUAUGUGUUCACCUUUGAUCUUAAAGUUUGGAAUGAACUUGGAAUGACCACAGGAGGACCUCUGGGUAAACAUAAAUAAUUUCUUAAAGAAACUGUUUUAAAAGUUUUUUCACUUUCACAUUAAAUGCCCGACGUGUGAGGUGACUUGGGGCAUAAUGUGAUAUGACAACCUGUGGUCCAUUUCCUUUUCCUAUAGAUGAGGCCCAGGGAGACAAGGCCAAGCAAAGCAUCAGGGCAAAGUGUGCAGAGUACCUGGACCGAGCAGAGAAGCUGAAGGAAUACCUUAAGAAGAAGGAGAAGGCUCCUCCAGCCAAGCCUGUCAAAGAGUCUGGGUCUGAUGACAAAGGGAAUGAGAGUGAUGAAGGUGAAGGUGACCCAGAGAAAAAGAAGUUCCAAAAUCAACUCUCGGGUGCCAUCGUCAUGGAAAAGCCAAACAUCAAGUGGAGUGACGUAGCUGGGCUUGAGGGUGCAAAAGAGGCCCUUAAAGAAGCUGUCAUCUUGCCCAUCAAAUUUCCUCACCUCUUCACAGGAAAGCGGACUCCAUGGAGAGGGAUCUUGCUCUUUGGCCCUCCUGGUACAGGAAAGUCUUACCUGGCCAAGGCUGUGGCCACAGAAGCCAACAACUCUACCUUCUUCUCUAUCUCCUCAUCUGACCUGGUGUCAAAGUGGCUGGGGGAAAGUGAAAAGUUGGUGAAGAAUCUAUUUAGCCUAGCCAGGGAGAACAAGCCCUCCAUCAUCUUCAUCGAUGAGAUAGACUCUCUGUGUGGCUCCAGGAGUGAGAACGAGAGUGAAGCAGCCCGCCGCAUCAAGACUGAGUUCCUGGUCCAGAUGCAGGGUGUUGGAAAUGACAAUGAUGGAGUCCUGGUUCUAGGAGCCACAAACAUCCCCUGGACAUUGGACUCUGCUAUUAGGAGAAGGUUUGAGAAGCGGAUCUACAUCCCUCUGCCUGAGGAGCACGCCCGCUCCUUCAUGUUCAAGCUACAUCUAGGCUCCACCCCCAGUGAGCUCAUUGAAUCAGACUAUGUGACCCUUGGUAAGAAGACAGAAGGCUACUCUGGAGCUGACAUCAGCGUCAUCGUGAGGGACGCCCUCAUGCAGCCAGUCAGGAAAGUGCAGUCGGCCACUCACUUCAAACGGGUCCAAGGAUCGUCAUGGAACCAUCCCGACCUCGUGGUAGACGACCUCCUGACCCCAUGCUCACCAGGAGAUCCAGACGCCAUAGAGAUGACCUGGAUGGAUGUUAAUGGGGAGAAACUCAUGGAGCCUGUUGUUUGCAUGGCUGAUAUGCUGAGGUCACUGCACAACACCAAGCCAACCGUGAACGAGCAGGACUUGGAUAAACUCAAGAAGUUCACAGAGGACUUUGGUCAGGAAGGCUAACACUCAACCAGAUAAUGCAAACCCAACUUUCCUUUCUUUUGUCCUUUUCCUCCACUGGUUCUCAGGCUUGUAUUUACUACUCUACUUUCUCUCCAAGUUACAAAGGGGUUUCAUGUAUGUUGAUUUGUUUGCUUAUUCUGCGAAUACAUACCCAUAGUACAUUACUUUUUUCAUUUUUUUACGAAGCCAGAUAAGGUUGACUAAUGUUUAAGAUGGUGAUGGUCUCAAAGAAUAUGGCUUCAAGCAAUGUAUUCAUAGUUUAUGCUUUAAAACACUAAAGUGUCUGUUUUUGCCUUGAUGUUAUCAAACUAACAAUGCAUGUCAUGGUGCAUUACAGCAACUCCUCCAAAAGGCCUUUACUCCUUGAAGUACAUCUAUGACUUGGCAAGAUAUGAGGAUUGCAGGUUUUGUUGUACUGUAUGGUGUUAGGACCUUAACUAGGACUAGGACCUAGUUAAGUUUUUAUUUAUUUAUUCAUGUUGUAUCCAAGAAGGGCUAAGUCUGUAACGUUCACUCUGUGUUGGUGGAGUAGCACUCAUUGAAGCGGACCAUAUCAUGAUUAAAUAUCAGCAACUUUAAUUUGAUUUCAACUUCCUUUCAUUGUCUUUUUUUGUACAAUAUUCAUAUUCUUUUGCUGUAGCAAGUAAAAGUACUUUGGGAUGGGUGGGUGGGGCUAUGUUAUAAUGAAAUAAAACCCAAUGAUUGAUCUGAAUGAUGAAUCAGUAAUUGAGUGUGCAAUAAUGUUUGGUCAUUUUUUUAACCUGUACCCCUUCAAUUGUACUUCAUACAUUUUUGCCCACUUCAAAUGUUUUGUACAAGUUGUGCCUUGAAAGAGAAUCAAUGUAUAUCCUCUCUCACUUACUACUAAAGCCGAUGAAAGACACCCUAUGAAAGAGACACAUAUUCAGACAGUUACUUACUUAUGAUUGUAUACAGUUCUUUCUAUAACCUCUGACUUAAAAACACAAAUGCUAUAAAUCUCAAUUUACAGUAUAGUCCAUCAUUCUCAUUUGAGCUGUUCACAAAUAUUGUCUGGUUAUUGGUAUGAGAUUAGUGUAGCGUUGAACAAUGCUGAGAAGGGAGGGAUUUUUCUUCAUAAAAGAAGAAUGGUCAUUAUGUUUUCUUUUGAAAAUACUGUUAACAUCUAUGGCUGUGGGGUUUCCUAGAAAUAUAUAUUCAGGGUUUUUUUCUGGGAUGUUCAAGAGGUAUCCAGUUGUGUUCUAAUCUUGAUGUAUAUGUAAAUAAAAAUAUUACCUGUAUCGAAA